UUGAAACAACUCAAUCUUUCGAAACAAAUUAUUUCAGCAACCCAAAACAGAGAAAUUACUAAUUAGCUAGCUAGGUACAUCUUCCAAACCGUAACUAUGGUGGAUGUAGCGAAUUCAGCUUAUUUUCAUGCCACUGAACACAGGCCCAAGCACGCCAUCACCGAGGCCGAAAACAUACCACUAAUUGAUCUCUCGGCCAAGUCCAACCUUUUAGCUGAUAUAAGGGACGCAAGCAAGGAAUGGGGAUUCUUCCAAGUUGUCAACCAUGGAGUCUCCCAAAAAUUGCGCCGGAAUAUUGAGUCGGCGGCGAGAGAGUUCUUUGCGCAAUCCAAAGAGGAAAAAGGGAAGGUGAAGAGGGAUGAAGCAAACCCAUUGGGUUACUACGACUCUGAACAUACAAAGAACGUUAGGGACUGGAAAGAGGUGUUUGAUCUCGCCGUUGACAGUCCAAUGGUGAUGCCGGUUUCCCAUGAUCCCGACGACAAGGAGCUCGUGGAGUUGCAUAAUCGGUGGCCGGGAUACCCUCCUAAUUUCCGGGAGGCCUGCCAAGAAUACGCUCUUGAAGUGAAAAACCUAGCUUUCAAGCUAUUGCAACUCAUUUCCUUGAGCUUAGGAUUGCCAGAAAACCAUUUGGAUGGCUUCUUCAAAGAUCAUGCAAGCUUUAUCAGGAUCAAUCACUAUCCGCCCUGCCCAACCCCUGACGGCGCUCUUGGCGUCGGUCCGCACAAGGAUUCCGGUGGCUUAACCAUUUUGGCUCAAGACGACGUGGGAGGAUUGGAAGUGAAGCGGAAAGCAGAUGGGGCGUGGAUUCGAGUUGAACCCAUCCCGGAUGCAUAUAUUGUUAAUCUUGGUGCCAUUAUGCAGGUUUUGAGCAAUGACAUAUACCAGAGUGUGGAGCACAGGGCCGCGGUGAACUCCGAGAGGGAGAGGUUUUCAAUUGGAUUCUUCUUCAACCCAGCACACCAUGUCAAUGUGGAGCCCCUGAGAGAGCUGAUACAUCACCAGAAUAACCCAGCAAAGUACAGGCCUUACAACUGGGGAAAGUUCGUUGCCACUAGAAGGCGCAGUAAUUUCAAGAAGUUGGAUGUCCAAAACAUCCAAAUUUCUGAUUUCAAGAUUAAUGCAGCAGAGUAAUCCGGCCGGGACUAUAAUAAAUAAAUAGAAAUAAGAGGUCCGAAUAAACUGUUGCGCGCGUCUAGUUGUACGACUACUAGCUAGAUAGCUUCCUUAUGGUAAUUAGAUGGCGUGUUGCGUAUGUAUGUAUGUACUGUAACGAUCGAUUGCGUGGCCGGAUGUGAAUAGAAAUAAGAGGUCCGAACAAACAGUAGUGUUGUGUUUGAGUUGUUGUAUUAUCUGUUUUUGUGUACAACCAUAUAUAAUUAAGUUGUUUUAGAGCUUACCAUAGUGCUUUGUAUGAACAAAUAAAUACUUAUAGCUUAAUUAUCAUUGCUUUCUUUUCCUUA
This is a messenger RNA of Rhododendron vialii, 1463 nucleotides long. RefSeq names its product protein DMR6-LIKE OXYGENASE 2-like. Gene Ontology annotation, molecular function: dioxygenase activity. Lineage: Eukaryota; Viridiplantae; Streptophyta; Magnoliopsida; Ericales; Ericaceae. The transcript is spliced from 4 exons. The record is from RefSeq and is a predicted model, not a curated record. The coding region runs from base 97 to 1134 and encodes 345 amino acids.